This is a messenger RNA of Artibeus jamaicensis (Jamaican fruit-eating bat), 5217 nucleotides long. RefSeq names its product interleukin 1 receptor type 1 (gene IL1R1). NCBI's taxonomy places the organism in Eukaryota, Metazoa, Chordata, Mammalia, Chiroptera, Phyllostomidae. The transcript is spliced from 13 exons. Gene Ontology annotation, molecular function: interleukin-1, type I, activating receptor activity. Bases 659 to 2380 code for a protein of 573 amino acids. Gene Ontology annotation, biological process: regulation of inflammatory response; signal transduction. The record is from RefSeq and is a predicted model, not a curated record.
CGCCUUCUGCCCGCCCCAGCGCCCGUGGAGCUGGAGCCGGCGGUCGGGCCUUGCAGUCCCGGUAGGCAGGUUGGGGUCCUGCUCCGACGCUCCGCCGGGAAUACGCCCGAAACUGGCCCCCGGCAGCGGCCGCCGGAGGGAUUGGUGUGGGCCAGCGCCCCCAGGAACGGCGGGAAUGUGACUGCUCUGCGCUGUGGCCGGAGCUCCCUCUCUCUGCUCCCAGGGUCCCGGCAGGGCCGGCUUCCACCCCGCACGCCCCACGGGCUCGCCACGUGUGUGGAUGCUUGGGCUGAGCCAAACUAGAAACUCAUGAGAUCACCAGAUGCUUUAUGUUGACUGACUGUAGGACGGCCACAGUUGCAGUGUGGAAUAGAUGGUCCUGGUGGAAAAUCCAGAUACCACUGAAUGAUGAAUGACUCUUGGUCAAAGUCUCAAUGGUAUUCAAAGGCCAGUGUCUCCAUUUUCACAGUGCAUUGUUGGAAAGGUAGAUGUGCUCUUUAAGGAUGGCUCUCUUCUGAGCAGCAGGACCACUUUCUACAAGUAAGGCCUUCUUGGAGAUAACAGGGUUGGUUCACCUCAGGUGCCCACCAUCAACUGAAGUCCUGCAGCCUCAGUUUUAGGUGGUCCCAGAAUACCUCCCAUUGAAUACAAAGAGAAUAUGAAAGUGUUACUCAGACUUGUUUGUUUCAUAGCUCUACUCAUUCCUUCUCUGGAGGCUGGUAAAUGUGAGAAACGUAAAGAUAAAAUAAUUUUAGUUUCUUCUGCAUAUGACAUAGAUGUCCGUUCAUGUCCUCUUAACCCAAAUGAAAACAAAGGAACUAUAAAUUGGUAUAAAAAUGACAGCAAGACAUCUAUAUCUACAGAAAGAGACUCCAGGAUUCAUCAGCACAAAGAUAAACUUUGGUUUGUUCCAGCUAAGGUAGAGGAUUCAGGACAUUACUAUUGUGCGGUAAGAAAUUCAACUUACUGCCUCAAGAUUAAAAUAACUGCAAAGUUUGUACAACGUGAACCUAACUUGUGUUACAGUACACAAGCUAUAUUUACACAGAAACUGCCUAUUGCAGGAGAUGGACAACUUGUGUGUCCUUAUUUGGAUUAUUUUAAAGAUGAAAACAAUGAGUUACCAAAAAUACAGUGGUAUAAGGAUUGCAAACCUCUACUUCUUGACAAUAUGAAUUUUAUUGGUGAAUCAAGUAAGCUCAUUAUCAUGAAUGUGACUGAAGCGCAUAAAGGGAACUAUACUUGUUUUGCAUCCUACACAUAUUUGGGAAAGCAAUAUAGCAUCUCCCGGGUUAUAGAACUUCUAACUCUAGAGGAAAAUAGGCCCAUGAGGCCUGUGAUUGUGAGUCCAGUUAAUGAGACGAUGGAAGUGGUCUUGGGAUCCCAGCUACAAUUGAUAUGCAAUGUCACUGUCCAGUUCGGUGACAUUGUCUAUUGGAAGUGGAAUGGGUCAAUGAUUGAUGAUGAUCCAGUGCUCGUGGAAGACUAUAGACUAGUGGAAAAUCCUUCAUCCAAAAAAAGGAAUACAUUCAUUAUAAUGCUUAAUAUUUCAGAAGUGAAAAGUAAAUUUUAUCUAUAUCCAUUUACCUGUGUAGCCAGGAAUACAUAUGGUAUAAAUGCAGCAUAUAUCCAAUUAAUACAUCCAGUUCCCAAUUUCCAGAAGCACAUUAUUAGUAUAUUUGUCAUAUUAACAGUAGUAAUUACAAGCUCUGUUUUCAUCUAUAAAAUCUUCAAGAUUGACAUAGUACUUUGGUACAGGGAUUCUUGCUAUGAUUUUCUCCCCAAAAAAGCUUCAGAUGGAAAGACCUAUGAUGCAUACAUACUAUAUCCAAAGACCCUUGAGGAAGGGUCCACCUCUAACUCAGACAUUUUUGUAUUUAAAGUCUUGCCUGAGGUUUUAGAAAAACAGUGUGGAUAUAAGCUGUUCAUUUAUGGAAGGGAUGACUACGUUGGGGAAGACUUUGUUGAAGUCACUAACGAAAACAUAAAGAAAAGCAGAAGGCUGAUUAUUAUUUUGGUCCAAGAAACAUCGGGAUUCAGCUGGCUGGGGAGUUCAUCUGAAGAGCAAAUAGUGAUGUACAAUGCUCUCAUUCAGGAUGGAAUUAAAGUUGUCUUGCUGGAGUUGGAGAAAAUCCAGGACUAUGAGAAAAUGCCAGAAUCCAUUAAAUUCAUUAAGCGGAAGCAUGGGGCCAUAUGCUGGUCAGGGGACUUUACAGAGGAAACAUCACAGUCUGCAAAGACCAGGUUCUGGAAGAAUGUCAGGUACCACAUGCCAGCUCAGCACCAGCCCCCUUCAUCCAAGCCCCAGUUGCUAUUCUCUGCCACCAGGCCAGAUUCCAAGGAGAAACUGCAAAGGGAGGUGCACAUGCCUUUUGGGUAGCAGUGAGGACCUUGGCUAAGAGUUCCUUGGGUGACUCCUGUCUUAGGAUGUCGUACCUUGGGCCAUGCCUCCACUGACUUGUACAGUCAAAAAAUGCACCUGUGUAAUCACUUAUCCCCAAGGUCACCUGGAAUCUGAUUGGUAAGGGAACAGGACAUGGUGACAAUAGCAGGCCAGGGCAAUUCAGGCCACAGGGCUUGGGAAGGCCUUUAAAAAGGCAACAAAUGCCUUCUGUGAACAUUUGAACUUCUGAGAAAAGGCACUGGGAGAGCAAACAAGAGGAAAGUACAUUGAGAAAAUAUAUUGUCUAGAGACAGUUUUAUGAAGUCAUUUACAGUCCAAGGGUGGGACUGUGGCCCAGUCUGGGGAUUACAGGAUCCCUUGAGUGGCAAGUGAAGUCCCAAAAUGACUGAUCUUCUUAGGAAAAUGUAGAAGUGGUCUUGGAGAACUUUCCACUUGCCUUGUAUUUUUCAUACACAUCUACAGCCAGCAGUUAGUUUCCAAAGACUGAAUCUCAUUUAUAGACCUUUAAAAUAGUCAUUUCAGUGAACAAAGGGAUUCUCUCCAGGAUUCUAAGAUUUUGAAAUAACCUUAGCUUUCCACUGUAGAGAGAAUUUCAAAAAUAAGAGUAGCAUAGAACUGAUCCCCUUUAACACAUUUCCCUCUGGAAUGACCAUUCUGUUGUACCUUAUUUCUCUGCCUUUCAUUUGACUCAUUAUAUCUUGGGAAGGACAGCUGUCAAGUCACUUCCUCUCUCCACUGUGUCAUACACAUGGCCCACAGAUUAACUGUCCUGUGUGGAACACUGCUCCCAUAUCAUCCCACUCUUGCUAAAGAUGACUCUACCUCCACAGGGCUCUCCUGGCUCAGGAACUAAAGCCCAAGUUCUCUCAUUAAUGUUUCACUGACGCUCCCAAACCUGCAGUCUGUCCACACAGUGAUCUCCUCUCUGACCUGCUAUGUGAAUUCCCAGGUCAGUCCAUGUGCCUUUGAACCUUCCCCCAGUGCUCCUCUAUCUCUGCCUCCUUCUGUCUUCUCUGAGAAGAAUGCCGUCUGGACUUUUCUCUAGCUUGCCAUAAUUCAAACUUAUUCCAACUCUGUUUUUCCAAAAGACGCCUCUCAGUCAGUCUGAUGGUAGUUACACUUGGCUGUUACUAUGUGAGAAGUCGCUCUGUCUCCUGCUGAAGCCCUGCUCCCUGAAGCCUUGCUGUGCACAGUGCCUUCACAAAUGAUUUGCACAUACGACAUAAAUUUGUCUAGUACUUUGUCUAAAAAUGUCUACAGAUUACCUUCAUAUUUGCAAUAAUCUUGACUUUAUAGUGAGUAGGGGACAUGUGGGAAAACAAUUACACUCUGUCCUGGGCUUGUACCUCCAGUGCUGGCUUCUGGAUGGUGUUUAGAAGAUGUGAUUUCAGGCCCAUAUAUUUCCCUUUCUCCUCGAUCCCAGCACUCUGGUUGGAAGAAAUGAUAGUUUUCUAGGCUAGAGGCUGAGUCAAGGCAUGCUUCUAAUUUAAAAAAAAAUUUUCAAACUUUUGAAUGAUGGAAUUUAUAAAAAUUAUGUUAAAUUUUAUACAAAAUUUUCUUUUGUAUAUUCUUUCCCUAAACAUAAAUGUGUCUUGUUAAAUUAAGUAAAAAUGAGAGCAAGUUGGAUUUUUCUGAUAUAGAAAAAUAUUUUUAAAAACUUGAUAAUAGUCCUUAGGGUAAUUAGAGAAAAACCCUGGAAAACUGAAAUGUUAUAUGUAUGUGCCAUUUACUGCAAUCGUAUGAACAUGGAUGGGCUGGGUUUUUUUUUUUUUUGUAUUUUUAACAUUUAUUAUUAUAGUUGAAUACAAACUUUUAUUUGGCCAUAUUUUUUCCCCUCAAAAGUAGUAAGAACUAGAGAGAAACAAUUUAAUACCUUGGCUCUCCUCUUCCCACCUCUUUUCUCUUGGAUUCCCUCCACCAGUCUCAGUGACAGUUCUGUUCCAAAGUUUAUGUUUUUAAAGAAAGUGCCUUCUUUUCAUCCGGCAGCACACAAACCCUGCAGCUUUGUGGGUGUCUCCUCCAAUAAAAGCUAAUCAGAAGCUUUAAGUUAUGCUGAGCAUUUUAGUAGGUCAUCUGUAAAAUAUAUUUGCAUGUGUAGUUCCAAGAAAAGCAGUUUUGAAACUGAUAAUUAGCGGCAAAAUUGGCCAGAAAGUAAGGGUAAUGGAAAGUAACCAGGAAUGAGCAGUGGCGUUGCCAGCAUUGUACCUGGAAUAUUGAGAGGGACAAGAAUUAAGGGAUAUGCCUGGGCAGAGGAGGGGCCUUAGUAGCAAGGUGGGAUGUCACACUGUCACUCCUGUUCCCUGGGGAGGAUUCCAGAGGAAGGAAGUAGCUACACUCCUGGGAACUUCCUUUGUUUUAUUGUUUUCCCCAAAAACCUCUUUUAAGCUCUUUUUUUCAGGACUCCCCUGUUAAUUAGAUUUUACUGCAUUUUCUGAUUAUAUAUAUAUAUAUAUAUAUAUAUAUAUAUAUAUAUAUAUUUGUCAGUCUUGAGUGUUUAAGAAGUUUGCACAUACACUACAGUGUUUCAUUACAAGUUGUUAACAACACUGGCUUAGCAGAAUUUAUAUAUUCAUUCUCCUGACUCUAUUUUAUUUACGAUUAAAGGAAAAGUAUUGAGCCAAUUUUUAAAAGGACAUUUUUGGUUAAUUAUAUUGUACUGGUUAAUGAAGAAGGGCUUUUUACAAACUUGUGUAUAAUUCUGCAGUAGAUACCAAAUAUUUUUAUGUAGUAAAAUAUCAAUUGAUGUACAGCAUAUAUCAUUGAUCAAUGGACUAUCCUUGUUUUCUAAUAAAAUUGUGAAGACCUGGUAUUAA